GCCAUAUGUUGUUAUAUAUAAACAAGAGCACAUGCAUUACCACUGUCCUGUGAAUCUGAAUGGUAUGGGAACAGUUUUUAGAAGGAGAAAAAGUAUUGAUGUCAGUGUUAGCAGACCCUAACUUUGUGGUGGGAUGCCAGCCAGCAGCUACUGUUGUACAUGUGUGUACUGUAGGUGACUGGUCAUCAUGAAGUGGGCACAUGAUAUCUGGCUAGAAUUGAAAUUGAACAGCCAAGACAAUCCCUUCAUUUCCCUGAUGGCAUUGGUAAUUGCUAGGUGAUUUCUCGGUAUUACUGCCUCCUGUAUUGGGUGAGAAGAUGAGGUCCGACAUAAACUCAACAACUUUAUCCAGUGCAGGGAUGGAGAGUAGCGUGUCCAUUGACAACCUGUACCCUGCCAUUAUCCAGUGCUUUGUCAUCAUCCUGUCGGGCUAUAUCGCUGGACGAGUUAGCCUCAUCUCUGCAGCACAGAGUCGAGGGAUAGGGCUUUUUGUGUCAAACUUCUGUCUCCCAUCUCUCCUGUUUAAAAACAUGUGUAUACUUGACUUCAGCGUUGUGAACUGGUUGUUUUUGACCAGUAUAUUGAUAUCAAAAUCUGUUGUUUUUUUCUUGGUGGUGUUGGUGACGUUGGUUGCUAAGCGACCUCUAAAUUACGGCUAUGCAGGAAUGUACGGAAUAUUCUCCACCCAGAGUAAUGACUUUGCUCUUGGCUACCCCAUCAUCCAGGCCCUGUAUGGGAAGUCCCAUCCUGAGUACCUGAAGUACAUCUACUUGAUAGCUCCAAUCUCUGUGGUGUUCUUGAACCCCAUUGGGUUUGUUUUGUUGGAGAUACAGAAACGACGUGUCCAGUCUGCGAAAGAUUCCUCGGGAGGUCAUGCCCUCGGAAGGGAAGGCGAGUCGUUGCUAGGCAAUGCCGCAUCAACCCAAAGGAAGCUUGAGGCUACCCCUCACACAAGCACAGCAAUGGUAGUCAUGCAUGUAAUCAAGGGAGUCAUUUCAAAUCCCAUUGUCUUUAUGACCAUCAUUGGGAUUAUUGGGAACUUCGUCUUCAAGCACGAACUCCCUGCGGUCUUGGACGGCCUUCUGACUACUCUUGGUGAUGCCUUCAGUGCUACAGCCUUGUUUUACCUAGGCCUCAGUCUGGUAGGCAAGGUAUCCGGGUCAGUCGGCAUAGGUCUGCUGUUACCUCUACUUCUCAUAGCAGCUAAGGCACUGGUGUUACCAUUGGUAAUAUGGCAGAUUGUAGGUGCUAUGGAGAGGACAUCUACAGCCAAUAACAGCGAUCCCAACAGCACUAUAUCACUGAGCAUGUAUGGAUUUCUCUAUGGUACAUUCCCCACUGCACCUUCUGUGUUCUUGUAUGCCAGUCAGUACUCAAUUGCCCAAGAAACGGUCGCGACAGGGAUGGUGGCUGGGACAUUCUUCUCUGCUCCGAUGAUGUUCAUGUCAGCUAAAAUGUUGACUGUGGUGGUCAACAGUGAGAUGGACUACAAGACGUUGCUGUUGGAGACAUCAUUUGAUACCAGCAUCAUUAGUGUUGUCUGCUGUGUUUGGGUGCUUGGAAUCCUAUUAUUUAGUAAGAGAUACAAGAAGAUGCCACACCAGUUUCUUGUCUGCCUUGUUUUUUCACAUCUGUUGUCCUGUGUUGGUAUGAUUAUUUACAAUGGUCAAGACUGUGGUCAGUUGUCAUGGAAACACUAUCUCCAGUUUACACUGAUCCUGGUCGGAGUGUUUGCCACCCGUUGCUGGACUGCUGUGAUUUCUCUGACACUUUACAUGCUCCAUUGUCGUAGUUUGUGUUCUGUUCUACGCUUCAAGGCCUGGAUGUAUCUGUUUGGGUUUGGGUUCCCUGUAUUCUGUACUGGGUUGCUGUUUAUUUUGGGAUCCCACCACGUCCAUGAUGAGAUUGACCCCUCCUUCCACUACGGAUCAGAUCAGUCAAUUCUGUCUGUGAUAGUGCUGGCUUUGUGUAGUGUGAUCAACAUUGUAUGUCUGAUACUAAAGCAGAGGAACAGCCGAUAUCGACCUGAGUCACAGAACUCCCUAGACUCAGACAGUACAAGAGACUCCACAAAUCUCCAGCGUCAGAAGACACGCAGAAAAGUGUAUAAGCCAUCUACCCGGGUCAGAUUGCAGUCUGACAACAGUGCAGCUGGUAGAUUUGUGUCAGUGAGUGUCCAAGCUGAUCUAGAAAGCAUGCCUGGCAGUGGGUUUAGCAACAAUGGGUCAUUAAGUGCCAGUGGCUCAUUGAAUGUGAAUACAGAGUGUGAGAGACAGCAAAGAGAAAACAAAAAGGACUGUGAUACCUGUACCGGCGGAUGUUACCAAGAUAAAGACUUUGAGGACAUAGUGCCGUUCCCCAGUGAGAGAGACAACCUACUGUCCUCAGAGACCUCUUCAACCAGUGAUACACCUUCACUUCAGGAGAGCCUCGAGGAUAAAGUUUGUAAAUACGGCACCUGUAACCAGGACCAGAGGCAAGCCUGCACCCGAUUGGUCCGAUCUUAUCACGCAGACACGGCUCUCAUCCAAUCAGAAGAGUCAGGUGUGACAAUAACAAAGAAGUACACAUCCAAGUCCAAAGAUAAUUUCCAGAGUGGGAAGUUUAUGAUCCUGUUGAUUUGUAGCCAAGUGUCAAUGACAGUG
This is a messenger RNA of Mizuhopecten yessoensis (Yesso scallop), 2645 nucleotides long. RefSeq names its product integral membrane protein GPR155-like. The record is from RefSeq and is a predicted model, not a curated record. Lineage: Eukaryota; Metazoa; Mollusca; Bivalvia; Pectinida; Pectinidae. Gene Ontology annotation, cellular component: membrane. The transcript is spliced from 12 exons. Gene Ontology annotation, biological process: transmembrane transport. The annotation marks the transcript as partial.